This is a messenger RNA of Durotheca rogersii, 2657 nucleotides long. RefSeq lists its product as uncharacterized. Lineage: Eukaryota; Fungi; Ascomycota; Sordariomycetes; Xylariales; Xylariaceae. Bases 132 to 2651 code for a protein of 839 amino acids. The transcript is spliced from 2 exons. The record is from RefSeq and is a predicted model, not a curated record.
CGCUUACGACAGAUGCAUCCCGUAUUCCGGCACCUUUGAGCCUUUCGUCAUUCCGCAUUCCUGCCACAUUCCCCGGGCGCGCCCUCUAACUAGACAGAUUGAGCGAUUCGGCAGCAGGCACUUUCGCUAAGAUGGCUGCGGCCAACGGUCUAUCUGCGCCUGGGUCGGCGACUUAUGAAUCGGACACGCUGGUGGUGGGAGAUGGGACCUGGGACUUCUCCAAGAAUACCUUCCUGCUACCCAAUCUCCAAGGGCUGAACAUUGACACUAUGCGAUACAAUGGUAUGGGCAACCGUUUCUCGACGGUGGAGCAAUACCACCAAUUGAUCACCGUUCACGGCGUUCUCGCCGUCAUCACCUUCCUCUUUAUCAUACCGACCGCCGUCAUGUAUGCGAGAUUCAGGCCGUACGGCUCCCCCAUCGUGCUGCACGCAUACCUACACGUUCUCGCCAUGCUGCUUUCCACUGCCUUAUUUAUACUGGGAUGGUUCGCCGUGGGACCAAGGCGGAGCUUGACAAACCCCCACCAUGGCAUCGGAGUGGCCAUAUAUACCAUGAUUAUGGUUCAGAUCAUUGGUGGUCGCCUGGUCAAGAAUAUCCGCAGCAAGUCGCUCAGGCUCAUGCUCCAUCGAUGGCUCGGGAGAGUGAUCGCAAUCUUAGGCAUUGUGCAGGUUCCUCUUGGGCUUACGCUCUACGGGUCUCCUUUGUAUACCUUCAUUCUGUAUGCCGUAUGGAUGGCCAUCUUGCUUUUGAUAUAUUUCGUCCUCAGCUGGAGGCAGGAAGGCGAACGCGAUCGCGAGGACCUGAUGAUCCACGGUGGACGCUCUGAAGGUGGGGUCACGGCAUCGGAAUCCAAGUCCGGACGUGGGAUGGGGCUGCUUGCCCCGCUGGCAAUAGGAGCCGGUCUCUGGACGUGGGCGCGGAGGAGAAAGGAUCGUGACCUAGACCAGAGCCAAAGCGGCACCGGAUCCCAAGCAAGGAGCCGCGCUCGGGGCCCCGAGGUGGUUUCUUCUCGGAGGGGCUCGGCAAGCUACUUCGACGACGAAAAAAUAUCCGAAAGAACCGACCGCCGCGAGGGCGGCGUAUCGAAUUGGCUCUUCAACAUAGCUGGUCUGCUCGGUGCUGGAGCCCUUGUUAAAGGAGCUCGAGACAGAAGAGAAAGGCGAAGAUAUGAUGAAGAGUACUCGGCCGUCGCAACAGACACACCUAGUCGAUCUACCAAGCCUGCCGGAUCUCGGACAUACCGGAAACCAAUUACCGAUCAGUAUACGGAGAGCGAGUUCAGUGACGACCGAACGGAGCUCCACGACGGCCGAAGGCCUCACACACCUAGGAACCAUGCUGCCACGACACUUCUUAGCGGCACAGAGCCAAUGACGCCGCGCCCGUUGCGCCCUCGACCACCGGCUGGUACGGAUUAUACAGACUAUACGGACUACUCGUCAUACGUGAGUCCGUCUAGGCGACGGACUGUGGAAGAAGAAGAAAGCAAGAGCACCGGCAAAGGUUUCCUCGCUAUGCUCGGUCUAGGUUGGUUAGCUAAGAAGGCGAAGGACGGACACGAUGAGAAAGAGGACGAGCGGCGGAGGUUGGAGGAGGAGAGGCGGGAUGGGCAGCGCGGAUCAAAAUACACUGGAGAUGGUUAUAGUUCACCAUCAAAGUCGCCGAAAAAGCCCCCGCGGCAGCGACCGCCACCAUCGUCUGCCCUAACGGCUACGUCGUACUUCGAAUCGGAAUCCUCGAUGCUGGAAACUCGCCCGCUCGGAACUAGCGUUAGCGGGCCACCGAUGCCACCCCUCGGCGCUGGAAAAGCGCCGGCAGCGCCGGUCCCGGGCCCGAGUUCACAUUCGCACUCACGAUCAAGAUCGCGGUCGAAGAGUGGUGCUAUCACGGAUCCGGUUUCGAUGCCGCCUAUGCCUGCGGAUCCACGCGGUAUACUCCGCCCGCACUCGGAAUCCGACAGCGAGUCUUACGCGUCUACCGGUGGUGGACUCCAGGGGCUUCCCCCGUCUCGGCUUCGAGUGGGAGCCGAAAAGUCGGCACUCGCGGCCGGUACCAACACUACAGGCUUCACCGCGGACGAAGACGAGCGGCAGCGGAGGGAGCGUAGUCAGGUUUCCAGCCAGCCCGUUAGCGUUAAACUGCGAUACCACGACGAUCGGGAUAGAAACAUAACACUGCGCCGGCUCACCGAGGAAGAAGCGGUGGCGACUCGACGUGACCAUCGAAGAAGGUCGAACUCCGUAAGCACUCUCUCCGACAGUGAAGCGCCUAGUAGGCGAUACCGGCGCGAUUCCAGCUCCCAUAGAACCGCAGACGAAGCCGCGGCUGAGCGGUUAGUUGGCGAGCUAUCACCGCCGUCGCCACCAUCCCCGCCAACACCUACCAUGCAAGGCAGGCGGGCGGGUAAGGACUCGGCUUACUACUCGGGCCAGCCCGGUCCUUCGGGGACGACGCCGAUGGCGCCACCAACCAUGUCUACCGUUACCGGCGGUGCAGAAAGCCACGGAGAUUGGGGCGGCCUGAGUCCGACACCUAGCGGGCCUGUGGGAGCAGCGGGUUCGACGGCUCCAUCCGCAGCAGACCGAAGACGCCGGAGACGUCUCGAGAGAAGAGACACCCGGCCUUCCGACACUGUGGACUACAGCUAAAGCGCC